AUGUCAGCAACUACUAAUUGGACAACAUCCAAAAAUGAAUUGAUCAAAUGGAUAAAUGAUACAUUUAAAGUAAUUAUUUAAUUGCAUUUAUAAGUUAACCAUUACUUAAUUAGAAGCACUUGGUACAGGUUGUAUAUUUUGUUAAAUUUUUGAAUACUUCUACCCUAAUUCAAUAUAACCAAAUAAAGUAGUUUGGAAAGCUAAUACUGAAGUAGAAUUUAUCAAAAACUUUAAGACACUUGCUGAAGCUUUUACAAAACUUAAUAUUUCAAAGACUUUUGAUGUAAAUUUUACUUCAAAUUAUAGAUUUAAAAUUUAUCAAAAGCAAGAUAUUAAGAUUUAUUAGAUUUAGCAAUAUUUUUCAAAACUAAAUAUGAUAAAUAAAUAGAGAAAAGAAUUGGAUAUGAUCCUAUAGAAUUUAGAAAAGUGGAAGAAAAGAAAAUAUUAAUAACUUAAAAUAGAAAACCUUUUAAUGUUUCUGCACUUAAAGAUAAAACUAAUCUUGAAGAUUCAAAGAUCUCACCUUAAUCUAUAUUAAUAAAAAGAUCAUCAUCAAAAGCUUAAAAUUAAAGAAGAGAAAAAGUGAGUAAUGAUUUAAUGAAAACACCAUAAUUAUCUUCAAUAACAGAAAUAGUUAAUAAUUUAGAAGAUGAUGAAGUAACAAAAGUUAAAAAAAUAAAAUAAUUGUUUAUUUGA
Molecule: messenger RNA, 696 nt
Organism: Paramecium pentaurelia
Lineage: Eukaryota; Ciliophora; Oligohymenophorea; Peniculida; Parameciidae
Source: the annotation of a GenBank genome assembly